ACGCUCCCAUUCCUUCGGCCACGGCCUCUUUCUUACGGUGGCUGUUCCAUGUCUCUAGUCUAGAACUUUCCCUCUCAUUCUCCAGACAAAUAAAAAAAAAAAAAAACCUAAACAAAUCCUCUUAUCUGUAUCUAUUCUUCCAUCCUUCCACCGAAGGAAUUGGGACGCGAGAGAAGAAGAGGAAUUGGUGCGAUGGGGGAAGAGCAGCAACUGAGGCUGGACCUGGAGGACCUUCGGCAUCUCGAGUCCAUCGCCAAAAGGCCCCGCGUCCUCUCCCUCCUCUCUGCCGAGAUCCGUAACCUCGACGCCAGGCUGUCUAAAGUUACUGCCGCAGCAGCAGAAGCAGCAGCAGCAGCACAGCCUGCGGUUUCUGCGGAAAAGGCUCCUGCGGCUGCCAGCGGUUUGAAUUAUGUUACUCUCGGAUCGUUUAGCUGGGAUCAAGACAAUGACAAGAUCAAGCUCUAUGCGUUGCUAGAAGGUGUACAAGAAGGGAAGAUGGAGACUCUGUUUAAGCCAAUGUCAGUGGACAUCAAAUUUCAUGAUGUCCAAGGGAAAAAUUAUCGAUUCUCUAUUCCGAAACUAAACAAAGAAAUAAUUCCUGAGAAAUGUAAAGUGGUGGUUAAGCCGACGAAAGUUAUUGUUACACUGUCCAAAGCUUCGAAAGGGAACUGGUUAGACCUGCACUUCAAGGAGGAUAAGCUAAAGCCAAGUUUAGACAAAGAUAAAGACCCAAUGGCAGGAAUUAUGGAUUUGAUGAAGAACAUGUACGAGGAAGGCGAUGAUGAAAUGAAACGAACAAUUGCCAAAGCUUGGUCUGAUUCAAGAUCUGGGAAAACAGCUGAGUCGUUAAGAGGGUACCCUUGAUCAGUUGGUGGUAGAUUGCGAUCUUAAUAUUUUGGCUUUCAAUGUAUUUUGGGGAUGAUGUUAAGAUCACAAACUAUUACUAAUCUUCUUUCUUAAAGGUGGACUAUUUAUAAGUAUUUGUCAUUUGUGUCUCUGAUCUGUGGCUAUGCCAGUGUGGUAUUAAGCCUCUCAAGACAUGAAACUGAUCUUGAGAUUUAAGGGUAUGUAACCGCUAAUUGCAUGCACGGUACCUCUUUAGUUACAAUAGUUUUGUCUAUUCUAAUUAUAAUGUGGCCUGGAACACA
Molecule: messenger RNA, 1148 nt
Organism: Phoenix dactylifera (date palm)
Lineage: Eukaryota; Viridiplantae; Streptophyta; Magnoliopsida; Arecales; Arecaceae
Molecular function (GO): tubulin binding; ubiquitin protein ligase binding; S100 protein binding
Source: RefSeq, a predicted model, not a curated record